CUUCUUGAUGUUGUCAUGAAAAGCCACUGCACUUUCACUCCUAAGGCAGCCGCGCCAGUAAAAAAAACCACUGUUCUCGUUGGAAAGAGGAGGAGUCACAGCACAAAGCUACAGUGUCUGCUUCCAAGGUCCCAAAAUGUAGUUUCCUGAUCCAGAUGCUGUUCUUCUCUUCUGAGUAAUGGUCCAGCAGGCAGGAUGCUGGGGAAGGCACAGCAAACACAAAACUCUGCUGGAGCAUUGAGCAGGCUGCAGGGUCAGAAAACACACCUGAAAAGUAUUUGUCUGAGGUAUCUGCUUCUGAACAGCCAUUGCUUUUGCCUUUUAAAGAAUGGGAUGGGACUAAUCAUCUUCUUCCUAUGUGCUUAUGUACCAAAGACAGAAGCCGGUCAUUGCAAGUGGGCAGAAGUUCUGGAAGAUUUGGAAAGGAUCAAGACAUCCAAAGAUAUUGAUGUCAGUUUAUACACUGCAAAUGCAGAUGAGGAUGAAGAAUGCCAAGAACUUGUCAUGAGGUGCUUUUUCUUAGAGACAGAAGUGAUAAUUCAAGAAUGUCGUAUCAAAAAUUGUAGCAAAACACAGGAUGUGUGGAACAUAUGGAAAAAUGGAAAUGAAAGCUUUGAAAAAAAUAAGUUGGCUUCCACAAAAUCAGAAAAAUGCAAAGAAUGUGAAGAAUACGAAGAAAAAAAUUUUACAGAAUUUGUAAAAAAUUUUGAAAAGGUUAUACAAAGGGAUUGCAAACACUGACCAAAAGAAAUAAGCUGGGAAACAAGAUUCUUGCAGGAACACUGUCAAAUAAAUUAGAUUAUCACCAAAAAUAAACCUGAAAAAAAUCACAA
Messenger RNA from Onychostruthus taczanowskii (white-rumped snowfinch), 833 nucleotides. It is a transcript of the gene IL15, whose product is annotated as interleukin 15. The record is from RefSeq and is a predicted model, not a curated record. Gene Ontology annotation, molecular function: cytokine activity; cytokine receptor binding. The transcript is spliced from 7 exons. Bases 196 to 741 code for a protein of 181 amino acids. Gene Ontology annotation, biological process: positive regulation of tyrosine phosphorylation of STAT protein; positive regulation of immune response; immune response. Gene Ontology annotation, cellular component: extracellular region. NCBI's taxonomy places the organism in Eukaryota, Metazoa, Chordata, Aves, Passeriformes, Passeridae.